Molecule: messenger RNA, 2461 nt
Organism: Kockovaella imperatae
Lineage: Eukaryota; Fungi; Basidiomycota; Tremellomycetes; Tremellales; Cuniculitremaceae
Product: natural resistance-associated macrophage protein-domain-containing protein
Exons: 11
Coding region: 157-2085 (642 amino acids)
Biological process (GO): intracellular manganese ion homeostasis; iron ion transport
Cellular component (GO): membrane
Molecular function (GO): manganese ion transmembrane transporter activity; cadmium ion transmembrane transporter activity
Source: RefSeq, a predicted model, not a curated record
CGAUCGUACCAUUCAUCCCAAACGAGAGAUCAACGACGACGACGACAGGCGACGGACUAUCCGAGGCGCUCUGGACAGUGUUUUAGCUUUUGUCCUCAACAGCUGCAAUUGAUCUUAUACCGCUGGUUCGCUGAGAUUAAGAGGAUAAGCAGCGUCAUGCCUUCCACAGUCAAGAGUCAAGACGUCUGGACGUUUUUCAAACGUCAUGCUCACUUUCUCGGUCCUGGCCUGGUUAUCGCAUGCGGCUUUAUCGACCCCGGUAACUGGGCUACCGAUCUUCAAGCAGGUGCAGACUAUGGCUACAAGCUUCUCUUCAUUGUCCUACUCGCAGGGCUCAUAGCCGUGGUUCUUCAACUUCUUUGCGUUCGACUAGGUGCCGUCACAUCCUCUUCUCUUCCUGCUCAAACCCGUCAAUUAUUCCUACGAUGGGAAGCAAAGUGGCCCAGGUGGAAACGAUGGCUUAGAGCAUGUCUUUAUUUCCUCUAUGGAUGUGCAGAGCUGGCUAUCAUCGCUACGGACUUAGCGGAGCUUUUGGGAACCGCCAUCGCUUUGAAUUUAUUAUUCCCCAAGCUCCCUCUGUACGCCGGUGUCCUCAUCACAGCCUCGGACACUCUGCUCGUACUGCUAUUCUUCAAGUCUGAUUCUGGGCGCCAAGGCAUGGUCUUUUUCGAAAUCGUCAUUGUCUCCUUGGUCCUAUGCGUCUUUGCAAGCUAUCUUGUCCUACUUCACCUCGUCAAGCCAGACUGGGGACAAGUCUUUCUCGGAUAUGUCCCGUCAAAGACUUUGUUCCAGCCAGGAGCGCUCUACACCGGUGUUGGUAUCAUCGGAGCCACUGUCAUGCCCCACGCACUCUAUCUCGGCACAUCGCUUGCCACUGUCGAUCGUCUUGGACUGCUACCCAUCGCCCCGACUCGACAAACUCGAUGGACGUACAAGCUACCGUCCCUCUUCAAGCGAGCAAACACUCAGACGUCGACUAACGAGAGGACUGAGAUUGAGUUGUCUGAUGGCCUAGAUGGGCUUGCUGGACCAAGUCGUCCAUCUUCAUCGCCUCGACCUGACGCUACCCAAGUUGGUCGUUCGGCGCGAGACACGGAAGAAGCCAAAGAUGCGGAUUUUGACAUGCGGAUGAAGGAAUACGAGCGGGAAUUGAAAGCUUUUGAUCGGAUCAACUGGGUCGAUCUUCAUCUCUGUCAUUUCCAGAUUGAUACUGCUGCAAGUCUCAUGGGUUUCGCCAUGAUCAUCAAUUCUGCCAUUCUCAUCGUGGCUGGGGCUGCCUUCUAUUACGGAAACGACCGGGGCGGGGACUCUAGUCUUCAAGGUGCUCACACGCUGCUUGUGAACUAUCUUGGCUCGGCGUCUGGAAUCAUUUUUGCGCUCGCUUUGCUUUGCGCUGGUCAAAGCGCAUCCAUCACGGCUACGCUCGCUGGCCAGGUCGUAUCAGAGGGGUUCUUAGAAUGGAAGACAUCUCCCGUGGUGCGACGUGCAGUCACUCGACUCAUCGGUGUCAUCCCGUCGGUCAUUGUCGCUGCUGCGAUCGGUAACAACGGCAUCAAUGCGAUGCUCGUCGCAUCUCAAGUCAUCCUCUCGAUCAUUCUUCCGACGGCCAUCUUACCAUUGGUCUAUCUCUGCUCCCGCAAGGACCUUAUGACGGUUGAAGGCCCAGAAUUCGAGGAGAACAUCUCACCUACAGCGGUCGAGACGCCUUCAUGCUCGGAUUCCAACUUUGAUCUUCCUGUCGAACCCAGUAGCUCUGCUGGACCUUCGCGUAACACAGCUCUCAGACAAACACUUUCACCAAGCGGAUCAGCGAGCUCCAUUCAUUCAUCUUCUACCAUACGAAGACCCGCAGCAGGUGCGCGACAGGAUAGCGAUUGCAUCAUUGGGAGCGAAGUUGAAGGCAGUGAAUCGCUGGAACGUGCCGUAUCUGACGGCACCGCUACUGUCCCUCGAUUAGACUCUGUACGAAGGACAAAGUCAUAUGCCAGUCCAAUGUGGGUCACUGUAUUGGGGUACGUCAUGUUUGCCAUUAUCGUGCUUGCAAACAUGUACGUCAUUGUAGAGUUGAUCUUGGGAAACGGAUAGGGAGAGCGCCGAGAUUGUGUGGACAUUGCAGUGGUCCAUUAUGUUGAUGGGUCUCAACAGAGCAUCCCCUCCAACCACUUGUAUUCAUGGCAUACUCAUACCGCAAUGCAUGCUACGUAUCAGAUCCCAUCUCGAGACUAAACGAGAGAAGUAGACCUGACAGGGAGAGCCAGCGUAUCACCGAGACACGCGAAUGAUACAGCGCUGUGAGGAGCCUGCAUGACCAGCACUCGGUACAGAAGUCAUCAGAGGGUCCUGACGUUACUCCUCUCACUCAUGAAUCUGUCAGUAGCUUCUCAGUCACUGCGCGUGUGCAAACCUAGAAUAUAUCUCGCUGCGAUCAGGAGGAUCAGAUGAAGUCAAAAUACAACCUCGG